Pocillopora meandrina is the source of this 2044-nucleotide messenger RNA. The record is from the annotation of a GenBank genome assembly. Lineage: Eukaryota; Metazoa; Cnidaria; Anthozoa; Scleractinia; Pocilloporidae.
AUGCGAGGAAGGCUGGGUUACUAUGAAGAAUCGAUCAUGGCUUCAGUUAGAACUCGACCAAAUAUUUUGGUGACGGGAACCCCAGGAACUGGUAAAACUGUAACGGCGAGUGAGCUGGCACAAAAGACAGGACUGAACUACAUUAAUGUGGGCGAUUUGGCGAAAGAGAAAGACUUGUAUGACGGAUGGGAUGACCAAUAUGGGUGCCAUGUGCUGCAUGAAGACAGGGUAGGUACACAAAUGGUUAAUAAUGUAUUAUACACAAAGAUUGAUGAAUUAUUGUCUACAGGACAACAGGACAGCACUUAGUCAUGCAUAAACCUUUUUUUGAUUUAGCCAGUAGAAUUUUAGACCUCUGUGGGAAGGCUACUAAUAACUUAUAUAAAAUAAGCACGGCAGUGAUAAUUUCGAACUGUUUUUCCUUGCGGGCAUCCCCUCGCCCCUCUUCACUCUUUAAGAUCUUGUUUAUUUGCUCAGAACCACCCCCCCCCCCCAUUAAUGAUUUACAAACCUUGACGAUAAAAAUACUUUCCUCCACCCCCCCCCCCCACUUUCUUGAAAGUAACUUACCAUAAUUGUCUAGUUUAUCCAUAGUUAAUGGAGGGAGACUGGUUAUGAAAGCCGGCGACCUCUACUAACUAUGGUUUAUCUAAUAUAUUUAUAGCUUACCGACAGGCAGACCACUUACCCUCUCCAUUCCCAAACUCUAUGGCUGAAGUAUUAAAUCCAUUAUGGCUCCCUCCAUUUAAGGAAAUGAACUCCCUUUCCUCACCACCUAAUCUCUUCACAGCUUUUUGAUUAUUAUGUUUUUGUUUAUUUGUUUAUUUACUUCAGGUGAUUGAUGAAUUGGAGGAUCAGAUGAGUGAAGGCGGUAACAUUGUUGAUUAUCAUGGUUGUGACUUUUUUCCAGAGAGGUGGUUUGAUAUUGUAUUUGUGUUACGAACAAACAACACAAUACUUUAUGAAAGGCUUGAAAAAAGGUAAACUUACUUCUAAACUUUAUUAGUGAUAUCAGAUUUAAGCUUCUCUGACUAUUAUUAAUUACUGUGUGCAUUAGGCCUAGCAUAAACCUAUAUAUCAGGGCAGAAUGAUUCCAUUUAAACAAUUGAAGUGUUCUCCCAGUAGAUUUCAUCCAUGUAAGAGUUCAACGUAUUUCACGUAAUUUAUAAAAUUCCAGCAGUGUGAAGGAUGUUUGCUGAUGUAGCUUUGCAUAGUAUAAAGUAUUAUUUGUCCUCGUUAUACUGUAUGGACACAAUCUUUGAAUGCAUUUUUCAUUAAACAUGCAGUUUAGUAGUGAUGAAAACUUGUAUACCACUUUUGUCACUCACUAUAAGUUGAUUCAUUGUAAAGUAAUUAACAACUGAUGUGGAAGCUAAAGCAGAAGUAGAACAAGUGAAUUGUUUUAUAAGCUAAGGCAGAUCUAUAAUUACAUUCACCUAAUUGAUAGUUAGGUAAUGCAAAGUAAAAUAUGGUAUUUUUUCCUUUUUUUUAUUAUUAUUCCUCAGGGGCUACAAAGGGAAAAAGUUAACUGAAAAUGUGGAAUGUGAAAUUUUUCAAACAAUACUUGAAGAAGCUAGGGAAAGUUACAGAAACGAAAUAGUUCAUGAACUGCAAAGUGACUCUCCUGAACAACUAGAAACAAAUCUUGAGCAAAUAGAAGCUUGGAUUCAACAGUGGUCCACCUAGCAGUAAUGGAUUGUUUUCAACUUAACUUAUUUUUUACAAUGAUAAUUUGUGGAAACACUAAGGUUUUAAAACAUUGAAGAAGACUGAAUUGAAUUAUGUUAUUGUUAAGCAUUAAAGAUGCCUAAAGGGGUGCAAUAAAGAGGUGUUACUUCAUCACAAGGCAUUACUGGACAGGCUCAACUGUGUUGGAUGAUAACAAGCAAUAUCAAGUGCUCAUCAAUGCUGUAAUAUAAUGGUCUCUUUUGGCACUCUGUGAGGAGCCAAAUGUCAUGGUCAGCCAUCAUAAUGAAAUGUGUUUUGUGUCAAUUUUGAUUUCAAACGUAGCAGAAGAGAUUCUUAAUAAAAGAAAAUAAAUGUG